UUGUUUACACCUACAUGCCGGUCAAGUCCAGACAGACAGAAGAGGCUGCAGCAAACUUCACUCUUCUGCGCUUGUUGGAACAAAAACAUGUUUGUGCUCAGCUUUAUCUUGCUGUUUGGAGUCUCCCAUGCCUCGGACCCCGCAGCGGCUGCUCCUCCUCCUGCUGUCCAGCUCGGAACGCCGUCGCUCGGCUACAGCUCGUCGGUGCGCUCGGUGUGUAAACCCAUCCCGAGCAGCCUGUCUCUGUGCCACGGGAUCGGCUACAGACACAUGCGGAUCCCCAACCUGCUCGGCCACGACACGCUGCGGGAGGCCCAGCAGCAGUCCGGUUCCUGGCUGCCUCUCAUCUCCAAGCUGUGCCACCGGGACACCAAGAAGUUCCUGUGCUCGCUGUUCGCUCCGGUGUGUCUGCCGGAGCUCAGCGGGCCGGUGAGCCCCUGUAGGAUCCUGUGUGAGGCCGUGAGAGACGGCUGCUCUCCGGUGAUGAGCGCCUUCGGGUUCCCGUGGCCGGAGAUGUUCAACUGCAGCCGGUUCCCACGAGGCACCGAGCUGUGCAUCCCGGUAACCGGAGAGCAGGAGGGGAGGACGGCGGAGGAGGUCAGGCACGAGGAGGCGGUGAAAGGGAGUGUUAUCUGUGAUGCCUGCAGCCUGGCUGCUGAAGGAGAGACUGACAUCCAGGAAAACUUCUGCCGCAGUCCAUAUGCGUUUAAGAUGCGUCUGGGCAGUGUGUCGGUGGUGGGAGGGGACCGCCAGCUGGUGCCUACGGCCCGCAGCCGCAUCCUGAGGUGGGCAGGGGGAGGUGCAGAGAGGGCAGAAGGGGUCGGAGGCGCAAUGGCCCACAACGCUUUGUGGCUGCAAGAAGGAGGCACCUGUACUUGUCCAGGCUUAGACUCUGCAGAGACAAACGAAGACGGGGGGUUAGAGGAGGAACAGAUGGAUAAGAGACAAGCUAAAGAAGGGGCGCCGAGUGGAUGGUACCUGGCCCUGGCUCAGGCUGAAGAGGGACGACUGGUGCUGACUCGACUGGUGAGGUGGACCAGAGGGGACAAAGAGCUGAAGAAGUUCAUCAGAGCUCUCCUCAAACAGUCUUGUCCAGAGCUGUAGACAUAGGGAGUCAUCAACCAUCGCAGUCCUGCCCCAUGGACGCUGCUUUGUGGUCGUAUGCAGCCUGUAACUGAGUGCUGCCUCAUUGAAUAAUGAUAAAUAGUUGCCAAAUAACACUGAAAUUAACCAGAUUAGUUCGUAGUUAUCUGUAAAGCUGCAUAGUGACCACGUUCUUGAUGAAUUGUUCCUGAUUAACUCUGAAAAAGGUGCUAAAUCCCACACACUCAAUAACCAAUCAAGUCUUCCUGACUAAGUACGUAUUAUUUUGUGUCCCAUCAAGUAAAGCAGUGCAUCAUAUUGAUAAGCAAGAUUUUUUUUUUAAGUGAAUGAUUAUUAAACAGAGAGCUGGUGUUUGUGUAUAUUAUUGUAGUUACCAUGGCAAUUACCCAAUUAUUCUGGAAAUCUCCCGCAGGCAGUGAUGGUAAGGCAUUGUUACAAAAGUUACGUAUACAAAAUAGUGCAAAAGUUGAUAGAAUUCCAACUGGGGCAAUAUUUGUGUAUUUCUUUUUGUAUUUUUUGUGUACAUUUGUGUAUAUAGGAGAGACCAAAUAUAACCCAUUAAUCCAAGUCAAAGUGUUUGAUAAUGACUACAGGGUUUAGGCUGAUCUGAUCAUUUUCUAUUGAUACAUAUUUGGGUUGAAGCUGUGUAAGUGUUGUUAUUCCUGUAUGUAAUGAUUAUACUACCUAUCCUAUCAUUUGAUACACAUUAAGCAUACACCAAAUGAUAGACCUGCAAGUUUUUAUUGCCUCGUAUUAUAUCAUUUUGUUUCAGUAGUUUUAUGCGUGAAAUCACAUGUUAUGUUGUGAAGUCACGUCAACAGAGAAUCACUGAAAGGAAAGAACGGGGAAAAUAAAUCAGUUAGAUCUUAAUGUUGGUCUUUAUUUUUGCAUUUUAUUACAUUUAUUUGUUCCUAACGUAACUCUACUGUAGGUUUUUACAUAUUUGGUUGUUUUUAUUUGAACAAACUUUAAUAAAAUAAAUGUAUUCAUGUCA
Messenger RNA from Sebastes umbrosus (honeycomb rockfish), 2098 nucleotides. It is a transcript of the gene sfrp2l, whose product is annotated as secreted frizzled-related protein 2 like. The coding region runs from base 88 to 1104 and encodes 338 amino acids. The transcript is spliced from 4 exons. Gene Ontology annotation, molecular function: Wnt-protein binding. The record is from RefSeq and is a predicted model, not a curated record. Gene Ontology annotation, biological process: canonical Wnt signaling pathway; non-canonical Wnt signaling pathway; negative regulation of canonical Wnt signaling pathway. NCBI's taxonomy places the organism in Eukaryota, Metazoa, Chordata, Actinopteri, Perciformes, Sebastidae.